Messenger RNA from Pteropus alecto (black flying fox), 1116 nucleotides. Its product is annotated as piggyBac transposable element-derived protein 1. The transcript has 4 exons. The coding region runs from base 73 to 675 and encodes 200 amino acids. Lineage: Eukaryota; Metazoa; Chordata; Mammalia; Chiroptera; Pteropodidae. The record is from RefSeq and is a predicted model, not a curated record.
GAGCCCGCCCCCAGCGGUUCCGAGCCUCGGACCCGGGGCUGCCCCGGAGCGCGAGGAGCGCCCUGGCCCGGGAUGGCGAGGCAGUCGAGACCGAGCGCAGCCCUGGUCGCCGCGUCUGCGGAGGACCGGGCCGAGAUCCUGUCGGUGAAGGUGGAGGACGAGGAGGCGGGUUCGAGCCGCAGCCCCGCUCGGGGCCCCGAGCGCUGCCGCCUGCGCUUCCGCGGCUUCCGCUACCCCGAGGCCGGGGGGCCGCGCGAGGCGCUGCGCCGGCUCCGGCAGCUCUGCCGGCUGUGGCUGCGGCCCGAGACGCACAGCAAGGAGCAGAUCGUGGAGCUGCUGGUGCUGGAGCAGUUCCUGGCCGUCCUGCCCGCGGAGCUGCGGGCCCGGGUGCGGGGACGGUGUCCGGAGAGCGGCGAGGAGGCGCUGGCGGCGCUGGAGGACGCGGAGACGGACGCGGACACCCGAGACGCAGCACGGCAGGGACAGGACAUGCACCUACUGGUGACAGAUUAUGAGGGAGCAUCUUUGGAGCGUCAGAGCCUCCAGCUCCUGCCCGGGGUGCCCACUCUGAAGUGUGAGCCUCCAGAGCUCCCCCAAGAGAACCUCCAGGAAGUGCAUGGUGAGUGCUGGGGUGAGUUUAGCAAGGGUCCUGAAAGCAGGCCACUAACUUCUUAGUAAAAGCAUCUGUGUCUACAUCCUCAAGGUUUGUUUCUUUGUCUAACCCUGUACUAAGCAAACUUUUUUAAAACAUUUGAAAUUGUAAAAUGCUAGAAUUCUAAGAUCCUAUCAUCCAACAUCCUCAGUUAAUAAUUAGGAAAACCAAAACUCAGAGUUUAAAUGACUUUCCCAGGGUCAGCAGAGGCAGAGCACCUUCUAGAAUUUAAGUCACCUUACCCUCUGACCAAAAUUCUCUCUACCACAUACCUGUACUCUAUACCACUCAGUUUUGUGGGUGGGAGACUAAAGCUUGAAACCUCGAACUCCUGACAGAAUGAAAACAGUCGUGAUGCUCUGUCUUAGGAAGAUCUGUAUCUUAGUCUAUGGCCAUGCCACCCUGAAGAAUCCCGAUCCCGUCUGAUCUCGGAAGCUAAGCAGGGUCAGGCCUGAUAAGUACUU